Molecule: messenger RNA, 1515 nt
Organism: Fusarium mangiferae
Lineage: Eukaryota; Fungi; Ascomycota; Sordariomycetes; Hypocreales; Nectriaceae
Exons: 4
Coding region: 1-1515 (504 amino acids)
Biological process (GO): transmembrane transport
Cellular component (GO): membrane
Molecular function (GO): transmembrane transporter activity
Source: RefSeq, a predicted model, not a curated record
AUGUCGAUCGGUUCCAGUGAUCGACACUCUCCUUCCAAGGAGGAGGAGGGUGGCAUUGCUACUCAGAGCGAUGGUCCCACCAACGAGCGAUCUGUCCCUUAUGUUAGUGAGCAGACCGAGAAGCGUAUUCUGAGGAAGCUUGAUCGACGUAUCAUUCCUUGUGUCUGCUGGAUCUACCUCAUGAACUUUAUGGAUCGAGUUAGUAUCGGUAAUGCUCGUCUCUACGGUCUCGAGGAGGAGCUUGGUCUCACAAGAGAUCAAUUCCAAAUCUGUGUCUCGAUUCUCUUUGUUACCUAUUGUCUGUUUGAAACUCCUUCCAAUCUUAUCAUCAAGAAGCUGCAGCCUGCCCGAUACAUUGCCGGUCUCGUCUUCUUCUGGGGCAUUGUGGCCAUUUGCACCGGCUUCGUCAACAACUUUGGCUCAAUGGUUGCUUGCCGUCUGCUGCUCGGUUUCUUUGAGGCUGGUCUUUUCCCUGGCAUCAUGCUGUACCUAACCACCUUCUAUCAUAAGAAGCACAUCUCACUUCGCAAUGCCUACUUCUAUUCCAUCUCUGCCAUCUCUGGAGCUGUCGGUGGACUCGUUGCCCUCGGUAUCGGUGAGCUUGACAACUGGGAUGGCGAAAAACAGGGUGCUGGUGGGUGGCGAGCCUGGCGAUGGAUUCUCACCAUCAACGGUAUCCCCACCGUCCUGACAGCCGUCUUCAUCCCCUGGAUCCUGCCAAACACUCCCGCAACUGCCAAGUUCCUGACUGAGGAGGACCGACAGAACCUCUUGGACCUGCGAGCAGCAGAGAUUGGUCAAACAACGUCUGGUCAAGAGAUGCACAAGGAAGACGUCAUCGCCGGAGCCAAGGACUGGACCAUUUGGGCCCUCUCUAUUGCUCAGUACUGUAGUCACUCUGUCCUGUACAGCUUCAGUGUCUUCUUGCCCACCAUCAUUAAGCAGAUGGGUCAAUGGACCGACAAGCAAGUUCAGGGUCUCACAGUCCCUGUGUACGCCGUGGGCUUCAUCACCUAUCUGAUUUGUGCCAACAUCAGCGACCGAACCCAACAGCGAGGACUUUUCUGUAUCGGAGGAGGUCUGACUAUGAUUGUCGGCUACAUUCUUCUGAUUGCCAACCAAAGCACUGCCAUGAGUUACGCUGGAUGCUUCAUUGUCGCUAUUGGUCUCUGGACCGGCUCUGGAUCUGGCAUGGCUUGGAUCACUGUCAAUCAGCCGCGAUAUGGCAAGCGUGCCUUCGCUAGUGGUAUCUUCAUCACCAUUGGAAACUCAGCUGGUGUUGCCGCCCCUUUCCUGUUCAGCAACGAAUACGAGCCCCAUUAUCGCCCCGGCUACGGUGCCUCCAUUGGCAUGCUUGCCCUGGCUGUCUGCAUCCACACUGCUGUUUACCUCCACUUCAAGCGUCUUAAUAAGAGAAAGCUUUCUGGUCAAGAGGACUGGCGCAUGGAGGGCAAGACUGAGGAGGAGAUUGCUGAGCUCGGCGAGCACAACCCGCGAUACCUAUAUACUCUCUAG